AUUUUAGAGGCAAUCAUUUUCACUUAAUUUAGUUCCAUAUCGCGUUUUAUAAAAGGCACAUACAUGCUUUUAACCUUUUUUACAAAAAACUACCAUGAAAGGAUGUGUUCCUUUUGCUUAUCAAAAAGACGACGAAUCAAUCUAUGGAAUCAAUUUAUCAACGUUCAAAAUGACAGUGGCAGUUUUAUUUUUCGAACUGGAAAGGCAAAGGUAUCAAAUCAUACAUCAUAAUUCGUUUUCUCACAUUUAUGCAUUUUCAUCAUUAUUAAAUAAUUAAUAAACUACCAUUAUUAUACAUUAAAACCAGAGGAAACACUGAAUUAGUAAAAUAUAGCAAUUCACACAACUUAGGCAGCGGCUUUGCUCUGCCCCUGACAUAAGUGAAGUCCAUCCAUGGGUGACGGUAACUACUCAAUUUCAGGUGGGCUGUAUGCUCGUCUGCCUACGAGAGCAAUAAAAAUAAUUAAAAAACCUCAGCAUUCCCGCCAAAAAGUCUCGAAUUAAAAUUUUUAUUAAAAUCUGAAAAUUUCCUAGUCAUAAAGAUCUUAACACCGCCCAUCGCUUAUAAAACUGUUCAUAUGUGUGAUUCUUCAUAAAACACUAUUUGAGAUGGUUCUUCAUAUUAAUAAGUGUAGGUAUUAUCGUUGUUAAUGGUUUGAAAAUGUAAAUGUGAAAUAAAUAUACUUAUUGCCUACAAGAAAAUGUAAACAAUAACCGAACAUGAGUAAUUAUAAAAUCCAUACUGCAACGGAAUUGUGGCAGAAAGAAACCUGUUUACCAUCCAUUCCAACAUUUAGUCAGAACUUAGAUCAUAUUCUAGGGAAUGGUGGAGUGCAAUUAGGCUCACUCACAGAGGUACUUGGUCUUCCUGGUACAGGAAAAACACAGUUGUGUUUACAGCUCUGUGCUUCAGUACAAAUACCAAAAGUUUUAAGCGGAUUGAAUGCAGAGGCACUGUAUAUAGACACUAACACAAACUUUACACCAACCAGGUUUAAAGAAAUUUUAACUGCAAGCUUAUUAAAAUGUCAAAAGAUAGAACCAUCAUAUUUGUUCAAUGAAGAAGAGGCAUUGGACAGACUACAUUACAUUAAUGCAUUUGGGAUUGAGAAAUUUUGUGCAUGUAUGAACAGAAUUUCAGUUUUUGUAGCAGAACAUCCUAGAGUUAAAUUAAUAGUUAUUGAUUCGAUAACAUUUCCAUUCAAAGAAGGGAUAUCAGUGCAAAAGAGAACUGGACUGUUAUUUCGUCAAAUGGCUGAUUUACAGAGGAUAGCCAUGGAAGGCCUGGUGGCAGUGGUGCUGGUAAAUGAGAUGAGCACAAGAUUGGGUUUGUCCGGUGGUGCUGUGGUGGGCUCGUUGGGCGACGCCUGGGCCCAUCGUUGCAACAAACGGUUACUGUUGUCCAAUCCGAGUGAAUUGGGUGGAAGCAGGCUAGCACUACUACUUAAAAGUAAUAACGCACCAAAUUUAGUUGCAAAGUUUCAGAUAACAAGAGAAGGAAUAAGGGAUUCAUAAUUGAAACUAAACAUCGAACAUAGACAGAGUUUAAUCAAUAAUAAAUAUAAUGUAGAUUGUAAACAAUACUACAGCACCAAUAAAUAUCUCAUUUUCACAAAAA
This is a messenger RNA of Bombyx mori (domestic silkworm), 1618 nucleotides long. Its product is annotated as DNA repair protein RAD51 homolog 3. The record is from RefSeq and is a predicted model, not a curated record. The transcript is spliced from 7 exons. Bases 721 to 1515 code for a protein of 264 amino acids. Gene Ontology annotation, biological process: meiotic DNA recombinase assembly; DNA repair; reciprocal meiotic recombination. Gene Ontology annotation, molecular function: crossover junction DNA endonuclease activity; ATP-dependent DNA damage sensor activity; four-way junction DNA binding. Gene Ontology annotation, cellular component: replication fork; Rad51C-XRCC3 complex; Rad51B-Rad51C-Rad51D-XRCC2 complex. NCBI's taxonomy places the organism in Eukaryota, Metazoa, Arthropoda, Insecta, Lepidoptera, Bombycidae.